ACCUAGAUCCGCUCCUGUAUAUAGUAAAUUCGAUUUUCGUAAUUUUAAAGAUCGUUUCGAACACACACUUUGGACCAGUCAGGGCCCCUUGAUGUCUAAACAUGACAAGAGCCUAGCGACUUUGUUCGUCUCCGUUACAAGUGCCGUUUCCUUUCCGUUGUGAGCUCACGCCUCUGUACUGUACUUCAGUGGAAAACGAACUCUCAUCAAUAUUCCCAUCUUUCCUGGUUGAAUGGGGCGAUAUUAUGUUUUCAUUAUAACAACUGAAAAUCUCCUCCAGAUGGUCUUCGAUGAUAUAGAAAAGAAGUGACGUCAAGCAACACCAGGCCACUUAAAAUUAAUAUACGUGUGUGAAAACUUGUUACAAUUAUAGAGCCAAUACGAUAAUUCACUAAUAGAAACCAUAUUGUUGGCUUUAAACGUAAACUUUACUGUUGGCCAUAAAACUAAAUUUCUGUUUUAUGGUCAACAAGAAGGUUUCAAUCAAGGAACUUGUUUUGAAAUAACUUAUUUUGUGCUUGCAUCAAAAAUUGUACGUCCUGGUCAAAUAUUUCGUGUAGUAGUCAUUAUAUAUAGCUCAACAAAUCCCAUGACUGUUCGUGCUUCUAUUCAUCGUGAUGGUGUCGAACUUGCCUCAUCGUCUCAGGAAUGUAAACUGAAAACCCCCGAAACAUUAUUAUUAAAGAUACCACCAACAAGUACUGUAGGUCAGUACAAACUAAGGAUAGAAGGUAACGUAAACGGUGUUCUUGGAGGUACUGCAUUUGCUAAUGAAACUUUUUUGGAAUUCUCACAACGUUCUAUGACAAUCUUUAUACAAACAGAUAAGCCCAUUUAUCAACAAGGACAGCUAGUUCGAUUUAGAGCUAUUCCUAUUGCUACAAACUUAAAAGCAUUUUCUGAUGCGGUAGAUGUGUAUAUGCUAGAUCCACAUGGAACUGUGAUGAAGAGAUGGCUGUCUCGUCAAACAAAUUUAGGUGCUGUUAGUUUAGAAUAUCCACUUUCCCAACAACCAGUGUAUGGUAAUUGGUCAAUUAGAGUCAUAGCUCAGGGACAAAUAGAAGAUAAAACAUUUUAUGUGGAAGAGUAUUAUCAAACUCCAUAUGAAGUUAAUGUUACUGUAUCACCAUUUUGUUUGAAUAAUGAUAAAUAUAUUUAUGGAAGAGUUGAAGCAAAUUAUACAAGUGGAGUUGCUGUAACUGGAAAUUUAACAAUUAAAAUUUUUAUUGUUGGUUAUGGGUAUAAAAAAUCUCAAUUUGUUACUGAAAAAAAAUAUAAAUAUUUUGAUGGCAUGCAAGAGUUCAAAAUUCCUAUGAAUGAAUUAAAGUGGAAAUUACAGUAUUUAGAUAAGUCUACAGUUACAGUGGAAGCGCACGUGGGUGAACACUACCUUAAUCGAAUCGAAGUGGGAUUUGCUCAAACAAUUAUUUUUAACUCUGAUGUAGAAUUAAAAUUUUUAGGAUCAUCACCACAAGUUUUUAAGCCUGCUAUGCCAUUCAAAGCAUAUCUUGCAGUUUCCUUUCAUGAUGGUUCUGCUCUUCCCCCUUGGAGACUAGCUAACAGACAAUUGGAAAUUAAAACAUUGGUUACAUUUAAAAAUAGUGAUAUUAAAGAUCUUAAUACUCAUCAAGAACAAAUGUUGCCUACUCAACCAGGAAUAUGGCAAGUUAAUAUUGAUCUUCAUACACAACUGAAAGGAAAAAACUUAAAUAAUGUAUAUGCUGUACAUUUAGAGGCUUAUUAUCAAGAUGAUACUGGAGAAACAGCUAAAGCAAAUCUUCUUAUGUAUGCAUCAUAUUCUCCUACAAAUCAUCGUAUUCAUGUUUCAACAAGCACUAAACAUCCAAAGGUAAGAACAGUUUUGAAUAUGAUACAUAAAUCUGUGCUUUAAUUGAUUUUAUUGAAA
This is a messenger RNA of Centruroides sculpturatus (bark scorpion), 1906 nucleotides long. Its product is annotated as CD109 antigen-like. Gene Ontology annotation, molecular function: endopeptidase inhibitor activity. Lineage: Eukaryota; Metazoa; Arthropoda; Arachnida; Scorpiones; Buthidae. The record is from RefSeq and is a predicted model, not a curated record. Bases 590 to 1891 code for a protein of 433 amino acids. The transcript has 11 exons.